Messenger RNA from Cryptomeria japonica (Japanese cedar), 1319 nucleotides. RefSeq lists its product as uncharacterized. The transcript has 5 exons. Gene Ontology annotation, biological process: DNA replication, Okazaki fragment processing. Bases 42 to 1076 code for a protein of 344 amino acids. Gene Ontology annotation, molecular function: 5'-flap endonuclease activity; DNA binding. The record is from RefSeq and is a predicted model, not a curated record. Lineage: Eukaryota; Viridiplantae; Streptophyta; Pinopsida; Cupressales; Cupressaceae.
UGUUAAGAGGUACACAUAAUCGUUAAGAGGAGAUUUUAGUUAUGUUGGAAAUUGUGGAAAAGAGUGGGUGGGGAUGGAGGAUGCAGCAGGGAAGCAGCAGCAGGUGGUGCUCAGGAGGGCCAACGAUGAGGACGAGAAAGAGACGGAGACAUAAAAUGACAAUAGCAAUAGCAAUAGGAAGCAACGAGCUUGAAUACGACUGCUACCCAAAGCGUGUAUUUUUAGUGGACGUGCAUCCCCUGUGCUAUGUGGUAAACCAACCACAGCCCUCUGCCUUCAUCCACUGGAUCACAUUAUUAUUCUCCUCGGUCACCAUCAACGAUCCCAUCAUUGCUGUUAUGGAUGGAGAGAAAGGAAAUGAGUAUAGGAGGAGGUUACUGCCUACUUACAAGGCAAAUCGUAAGAAGUUUAUGCCAUUAACACCAAUUGGUCGGUGGAAGUCUCAGAGUAAUGAUGCCAACAUACGAUUAGCCUUACCCUAUAUUGAGGCCUUCCUUAGGGAAUGUAAUGUACCUGUUAUAAAAAUUGGAGAUGCUGAGGCAGAUGAUGUGGUAGCUACUCUAGUAGAUCAAGUUUUGCAAAGAGGAUUGAAAGCCGUUAUUGCAUCUCCAGAUAAGGAUUUCAAGCAAUUGAUUUCUAAAAAUGUUCAAUUACUGAUGCCAAGACCAGAUGUUAAACGCUGGUCUUUCUAUACCUUAAAGCAUUACAUGGCACAACAUGAAUGUGACCCUAGUACCGAUUUAAGCCUCCGUUGUAUUAUCGGAGAUGAGAAUGACUGUAUUCCUAGUCUAGCACAAGUUGCUCCAGCUUUUGGCAGAAAGACUGCUGUUAAACUACUAAAAAAGCACGGCUCCUUGGAAAAAUUGUUGAAUGCAGCUGCUGUUCGAACAGUAGGCAGACCAUAUGCUCAAGAUGCUCUCACUAAACAUGCUGCCUUCCUUCGCAGAAAUAUGCAAGUCCUAAGUUUGCGCAGGGAUGUACGUGUGGAACUUGAAAACGAUUGGUGCCGUAUGAGAGAUACUUCCUCUGAUGUUGCGGCACUUUCAAAGCUUGAGAGAAGACUCAGUAAACUUUAAUAAUUUCCAAACGAAUCGUAUUCCAAUAAAUCUCGAAUUUGGUACAAAACUAGCAAAGCUAUAGAAAUAACCAGUUAAUGUGUUCUACAGAUGGAUCAAUUCCUAGCUUCAUGUUUAAUAUAUUGUCUAGUACUGCAAUAGUUCUUACACACAAUUCCUUAAGUUUGUCCGUGUAAAGCUUUUCCAUGAAAAUUGGUGAUGACAUUCAAUAUAAUAAUGAGUUGGGGACUAAUUUUCUUUUAA